UGAAAAAGCUAGGGAAAUCAAUGGAUGAGGGAGCGAAGGGUAGUUUAUCCUUCACUUCUGUCUGUCCUGAAACGUUCUGAUCCGCAAACUGAUGCAGGCGUCUCAGACCCAAUACGAUGCUGACCUUGUCUUUCAGCUUUCUAGGUUCGUCAUGGUGGUAUUUGUAGAUCUGCUGCCAAGUACGUCAUGACAUAUUUUAAGAUAGUGUUGGAGGGCUUGCUAUGAUGGAGCGUUCUGGAGGAACACAAAAUCAGGGUAGCGCCAAAGAUGGAAAGUAUGUUUUCUCUGGAAGUUCGGAUUGAUAUAGUGACGUUUAUAAUUGGAGAAUUAUUGGCUGUGGAUUGUAUAUAACAGAUUGGUGUUUACCAGCUGAGAGACUGGGUUUUUAGGAAAGAUCAGAUGUGGUGUAGUGAUAAUGGUCUUGUGUGUUUUGUUGGUAUUUUUUUCUUUGUUGGGACUUUUUAUUAUUUAUUUGUAUACUUUUUUAAGUGCAUUUUAUUUUAUUUAAAAAUGUGCUUACAUUUUUAUUUCUGGCAGAGAGGAGAGAGAGACGCAGUUUUGCCAGGCAGUACAAUUUGCUUGCUUAAGUUUUGUACUGACAGACAUCCAUAAACAAGUGUAGGCACAACUUUGGCAUGGCGGGGACAAAGCAGUAACACUGGAUGGAGUUCAUGAACCAGACAGAACAGACCAAAGCCCAGAGGAUAAUUCAAAUUAAAAUCAGUGUAAUCUUAUGGUUUAUCUCAGCAACAGGCAAAGCAAGAAGCUAUCCUAAAAUUUGUGCUUCAUUUGAUCUCGGAGGAACUAAAUUAAUUUCACAAAAUGUCUGUGUUGUGGUUCGCGUCCCACAGUUGAAAUGCAUCCACCUUUGCAUUAGGUGAGCCUAGAGCGGAGUUACCGGCUGGAGUGGAAUGUAAAACACAGGAUGUUUGUGCGUGAGGCAGGGUUCAGGGAGGCAGAACAUGCAAAAUCCUCAGAAUAAAAUUUCUUCAGGAUGCGGAAGAUAAUGUUGCUGCACGUACUGAGCCCUGUUGUCAAACAGAUGGCUUGUGGAGUGGCUACAGAGGAACCUUUUACUUGUCUCCCUUGGCUUAUACUGGUUGACUACAUCGUUUAAGACGUCUUUAUAACAUAGGUUGCUUGACCCCUGACUUUGUGGAGUCCCUACAAAUUAUAGCCCGUAUAUAGAAUCAUAGAAUGGUUAGUAUUAGAAGGGACCUUAAAGAUCAUCUAGUUCCAACCCCCCUGCCAUGGCGGGGGUUAUGUUAUGUUAAUGAUAUGACAUGUAUAAUAUGUUAUAUAUGUGUUAUAUAAAACAUAUAUAGUAUGUUAAUUAUGAAGGAAGGAGUCAGAAAGCGCUCUGUCACUGCUUUGUGCUGGGACAGAUCCAGAUUUCCUGUUCUUGAAACAGGAUGAACAAGCAUGUUACGAGUGCUCUCUGCAUAUCGUGCUUCCCGUCUCGGUCACCGGUAGCACAGAGGCCUUUUCAAACUGUAGGCAAACAAGAAAUGAAAUGAAGGAGUGCGUUUAGGAAUGAGCGUUCAUUCUUUGGGAGGUUCCCAAAGGAAGUAUGUCUGAAGCAGCCAGUUAUUUGGGAAGACUCCUCAGUCACUCCCAGCUUCUUACGGUGGACAAAGGUGUGCUUCAACAGCGGCCAGCUGUACAUCUUCCUAGGGGCAACCUCAGGUAUCUGAUGUUAUUCAGGGAUGUAAAGAAGAGGAGCUUCAGUUCAAUGGACACAUUUACAUGAGAUAAAUACAUUUAGUAUUUUGAGGCAACGUUGUAACCCAUGCAGAGAUGGGCAAGGCUGGGAACUUGAGCUGUUUGUGGAAAGUGUUGCGUGGGCAGCUGUGGCAAGGACAGCCAGGCAACGAAACAGCCGAAGAGGUGAAGUGGUACCUGUCACAGUGAGAAGGCUGCUCCUCACACUGCCUGGGCAGGCUGCAUGGCAUGCGGCUGGUCCCCUCCCGACUGCGCUGCGGGGACACCCCUGUGUGCGGCUGCCCCUGCUUGUCCCACGCGCGCACAGGGUGGCGGGACCUCUCCCCAUCCAGGCCACUCAGUGGGCCCCCUGGGACACGAAGGACCUCCUUGAUGGAGCGGUGGGCCAGGUGUGGCCUCGGUGUCAUCGUGGCCUGCUGGUUUGCACCCAGCCUGAGGCAUGCAUGCAAUCACAUGCGUGUUGAUUGCAGAGGCAGCGGACUCUUUAAGGUUUGGUCUGCACUUCUCCCAUCUUUUCAUGCACGCUCCCCCUUCCAAGGCCCCACCAGGCUGCAGGGCCCCUUCUCUUUCCUCGUGCCCACACUGGCACCCUCCCUACCAGCAGGAAGGAGUGUGCUGGGGGGCCCUGGCAAUAGCUGGGACCUGUUUCCAUCCCCAGCUGCUGUCACCACUUUGGGUAGCGUCCACCAGGUAGCAUGAGAAAGCAGCAAGUUUUCUGUGCUUGCAUUUUAUUAACCAGGACUGUAAAAUACUUCACGUAUGGCAAGUUUUGGAUGUGGCCCAGGCUUGCAGCUGUGAACUUAGACAUACCUGUGAGCUGAUUUAACCCACCUGGUUGGAAAGAUGCUUCCCGAGCUGAACUGGCUUACAGAGGGCUCCAAAAAGCCCCAGAGCCCCAUGGUGGCUCUCAUGUUAAUGGUUGGACUCGAUGAUCUUAAAGGUCUUUUCCAACCUAAAUGAUUCCAUGAUUCUAUGAUUCUCCUCGCUGGUGGGGACCUCAACCGAAAAUUUUGCAGCGGUGAUUUAAGAAAACAAUAUGGUACAAAGUUCACUUUACUCAUUAUUAAAAUAAUAGUAACAAGAUGAGGGUUGUAAGUUGCUCUGUCUCAGAAAACAUGAGGGACCUUGUAGUCAUCUCUGAUUCAGCCUUUAUUCUGGCUGCACGGCCAUCUGUGUUAGCCUGGGGACAGCUGGGGGCAUGUCCCACUGAGGGCAACCGCAGCAUUAUCCAGAAAUGUUAAGGUGUACCCAGGUCCCCGUCCUGGUGCUCUGGCAGCGGUCGGCGUGCUGUGACGAGCUGUCGGUGCGCUGCUCUGGCUGCCGUUCCCAAAACAAGCAUCAGUCAGUUUUAGCUCCUCAAGUGGCUUGGCCUCCGCUGGCACAGAGAGCACAGCGCUGACGCAGGGUGAGGGUGGGCAUGGGAGUGGCAGAACAAGGGCAGCUUGGGGUGAUCGACCGCCCACCGUGAAACGUCUGUCCUCGCGUGGCAGCGGUGGUCUCUGGCUUGGCCCUCUCUGCUCUCGGUCCCCUGCUGCAGGAACCUAGCCCCUUUUGUGUGGACUCUCUCAGGCUCCUUGGAGAGCCAGCUUGGGGUAAAAACCUGCCAGAAAAAGAGCCAAGAUGAGAAUAGGGAAGAAUGUCAUCUGUGAGAAAGCUGCUACCUCUGUGGAUGCCUUCAGGAUGGUCACAGCUGCCAGGUAUUACCCAAAGCUGAUGAGCAUCGUUGGCAAUGUUCUCCGUUUCUUGCCUGCCUUUGUGAAGAUGAAGCAGUUGAUAGAAGAACACUACGUGGGCAAUGUCAUGAUCUGCGACGUACGCGUUUAUGGGGGAAGCCUGCUCAGCCACAAGUACAACUGGAUCUGCGAUGAGCUGAUGGGGGGAGGUGGUCUGCAUACAAUGGGCACCUACAUUAUCGACCUCCUAACUCACCUCAUCAGCAGGAGAGCAGAGAAGGUCCACGGUUUGCUCAAGACUUUUGUGAAGCAGAACACGGCUAUAAGCGGGAUCCGCCACGUCACUAGCGAUGACUUCUGCUUUUUCCAGAUGCUAAUGAGCGAGGGUGUCUGUUGCACUGUGACUCUCAACUUCAACAUGCCUGGAUCAUUCAUCCAUGAAGUCAUGAUUGUUGGGUCUACCGGUCGUCUCAUAGCUCGUGGGACGGACUUGUACGGACAGAAAAACACCGCGCUCCAAGAAGAACUACUGUUUACAGACUCUCUGCCUGUCAACAAGGGCCUUUUGGAUAUGGGGUUUAAAGACAUCCCACUGCUUUACCUAAAAGGAAUGGUGUACAUGGUGCAAGCACUGCGGCAGUCUUUCCAAGAUCAGGAAGACCGUCGGACAUGGGAUCAUAAACCUGUCUCCAUGGCAGCCUCUUUUGAAGAUGGCCUGUACAUGCAGAGUGUAGUAGAGGCCAUCAAGAAAUCCAGCAGGUCGGGGGAGUGGGAGGCUGUGGAGGUGAUGACCGAGGAACCAGAUGCAAAUCAAAACCUCUGCGAGGCGCUGCAAAGAAAUAACUUAUGAACAUUCCUGCUUUGGAAGAUAGGACAAUUAACACUUCUGGCUGUAAUGUAAAAAAACCUCUCUGUUUUUAAGAUAUGUAGAUCCUUAUUUAAUAACCUGAGUUCCUUGGGUUUUUAAACGUGUAAAAUAUGUCAUGUUCUGAUUUAAAUUGUUUAAAGAGUUUUAAAUGUUUCUGGUUUUGCAAACAUUUAAUUUCUCUCUUGGAGACUGGUAGGAAAACUUGAAUUUCCCUUUGCACUUGCAGUAGCUGUGGUGAAGCGUGGGAUCUCUGCCGUUGCAUGGCUCGGAAAUGGGACACAACCCCUGCUGCACAGGUUUUGUGUUUUAACAAUUUUAACAUGAGAGCAUGUAGAGCAAGAUCAGGGAGUAUCUGUUGUUCGUGUGCCUUUUCCUUCUCUUCUGGAGGCUGAUUAGGUUUUACUCCUUGGUUUGUAAAAUUUUUUUAUAAAAAAAGUUGAGUGAUGUAACAGGUCUCUAAGCUCCUAUAGGACAAAAAGUAGAAGGAACGGAUUAAAGUGUGUAACGCAAGGAUCGGCCUUUUGGUUUCCUGCACGUGGCAAAUGUCCUUCCAAUUCAUUUAAACUGGUAUUUUAUUUAAAUGAUGCUACGAAUUCUCUGGUGACAGUAUCUUGGCAGGAAAAUCUUCAGGAAGUCUGUGAUGAUUUAUGCAAUUCUUCCACACCUGUAGACACGAUUCCUUCUACUCAAGAGGCUGUCUGCAUCCAGCAGCUUUUUUCCGUAAGCUCUGUGUCCGUCGGUUGCGUUUACUGCCUUGGCAGCCCCGAGGCCGUGACUGCGGUGCCACGUUCUCAUUUCUGCCACUGUUAAUCAAUGCCUCCCCGGGUCACGGGAUCUCCACGGUGUGGUGGGUAAUGAAGUUGUACAGCAUUAACCUUCCGGGGACCUGAAGAUUGAAGUCAGGAGGUUUUUCCUAUGUCUUGCAGCUCCCUUACCGUGCUGGCCGGGUAAUUGUCACGCUAUACACAUCCUGAUAGUUGAGAGAACAGGGACUGAGCUGCCAUGGGUAAGUCUGCUCUUAAUCUCAAACACUGGAUAUUAACCCUCCGGCCCUGCCCAUCCUCGCGCCCUCCCGCAGCUUGUCCAGUGGAGAGGUCUGUUGGCAGAUCGUGGGUGGAAGUUCAUUCCGUAUGAGAAAUGUUUGUCUCCGAGGCAGGUAUGCGGAAGGGACAGUCCAAUUUUACUACAUUUAUUUUGUGUACUUGAAAGCUUUUUUUUUUUUAAAAUGUGUUUCCCACUAAAUUGUAACCCAGUGUAUUUAUGUAUAUUAACAUGCAAACUGCUGUUUCAUAAGCUGGUCCUUCCUGAAAAAUAUCUUGUUUUCUACAGAAAUAAAAAGUUGUGUUUGUUGAGGGCAUUCUUUAUG
Molecule: messenger RNA, 5629 nt
Organism: Chroicocephalus ridibundus (black-headed gull)
Lineage: Eukaryota; Metazoa; Chordata; Aves; Charadriiformes; Laridae
Gene: GFOD2
Product: Gfo/Idh/MocA-like oxidoreductase domain containing 2
Exons: 2
Coding region: 3343-4245 (300 amino acids)
Biological process (GO): extracellular matrix organization
Cellular component (GO): extracellular matrix
Molecular function (GO): nucleotide binding
Source: RefSeq, a predicted model, not a curated record